This is a messenger RNA of Myzus persicae (green peach aphid), 2998 nucleotides long. Its product is annotated as serine/threonine-protein phosphatase 1 regulatory subunit 10-like. The record is from RefSeq and is a predicted model, not a curated record. Bases 1 to 2856 code for a protein of 951 amino acids. The transcript has 8 exons. Gene Ontology annotation, molecular function: metal ion binding. NCBI's taxonomy places the organism in Eukaryota, Metazoa, Arthropoda, Insecta, Hemiptera, Aphididae.
AUGGAUGCUGGUGGUUGGAAUUUAAUUUAUAAUUGGUUAAAAGAUGCUGUAGAAACUGAUAAUAUUAUACUAAUUCAGGAUCUAUUAACAAUAUUUCAUAUUGUACCUGUAACAAUGGAACGACUGAAAGCAAAUGGCGGACCAAAAUUGGUCAAAAAGUUAUCCAAAACUCAUAUUGAUAUAGAAGUGAAAUCACUCGCACAACAAUUAGUUGAGAAAUGGUUAAAAGUAGUUAAAACUGAACAAUGGCAUAGUAUGAUGAGUGAUAAAGAAAGCCUUACAAAACAUGAUACAUUAGAUAACUUAAAAUCUGAAACUGGAGGACAUUUAAUUUUAAGUGCACCUAAAAUAGAUACUGGGGUUUCUUCAGAAUCAGCAAAUGAUAGUACUACCUCAGAUUUUAAAACAAAAAGUGAAAAGCCUAAGAAUAAAUGUGAAAAUGAAAAAGUCAAAGAUAGAAUUAAAAAAGAAAAAAAUAUCUUAAAUGUUAAAGUUGAUCUUGAUAAAAAUAAAGAAAAACCAAAAAUCGAAAAAGAAAAGAUAAUAAAAGAUGAUUCUGAUGAUUCCAAAGAGAAAAAACGGCGCAUAAAAGAAAAAAAUGGAAAUCCAUUUUUAAGAAUAAUUGGAGAAAUGACAGAUGAAAAAUCUGAUGAAGACAAACAAACGGAAAAUGAUAAUUCAAAUUUAACCAAACAUUCAAGUCGACGAAAACAAAAUUUAAAAAAUCUUUCAUCUGGAGAAAGAUAUGUAAAAUUAAAACUAUCCAAUGAUAGUAAAAAGGGCAGUGAUCCUAAUUCUAGCUCAGACAUAAAAAAAGAAUCAAGACCAUUACCACCACCAGCUCCUAAGCCUAAAUUACCAGAAUCUAAGACUAUUUUAGAGAAAAAAAAUUAUUCUAUUCAUGUAGAAAAAAAAGAAUAUGUGGGUGAGAAGAAACCAACUGUUAAAACUUUUAAGUCAAAAUUCCGAAGUACUGGUUUAGAAGAAGCCCCGCCUCCGCCUAAAUCUAAACUGCAAUCUAAAAAGUCAACCAAAAGCUUAUCACCUUUACCUUUAUCAAAAGCUGAAAAAAGAAGUUUGUCACCUCCAUCAGAUUCUCAAAGUGAAAAGAAACUAAAAAGUUCUCCUUCAGACACCAAGAAACUACCACCUAAAAUCAAAGAGAGUGGUUUGUUUAUGGAUGCAAUGUUAAAUGUUCUAAACUCAGCUCCAAAAGUCCCCAAAAAACGGAAACCUAAACCGGAUGCUGUUAAAAAAAAUCAAGACUCUCCCCCAUCCACCAUCCCAUUGUCGCCUGUAAAACCUGACUUACCAUCGCCACCGAGAUCUCCAGUACAUUCACCAUCAACGUUGGAUUUGGAUUCAUUAGUUUUGCCACAACCUUUGACGAACGCCGAUGAGUCGCCGUCAUUUUCAGAAUUGAACACGCCUUCGGAUUACGUACCGUUAUCGGCCGAAAAUACUACUUCCCAUGAUGUGACCCCUGAUCCAGAACCAGAGUUAAAUGUUGAACCGCUAGUUGAAAAGCCACCACAACUAAAGUUUUAUCGAGACACUUUAUUGGAUUCUACAAACGAGUCGCUCAAUACUGAUGAACCCGAAGAAAAAAACCAAGUCAAAAGUCCUAUAGACGAAUCAACUACCAAUAGUUGCAAUGACAACAAAAGUGGUAUGCGAAGUGUUCUGGUUUACGUCAGAAAUAAAUCGUCAAAGAAAUCGGUUUCGUGGAAACAAGAAAACGAUUUGGUGAAAGUUUCUUAUUUUGAACACGACGAAACCGAAAGAGUGAAUGUAACAAAGAACUUUAAAGCUAUGGAAAUGCAUGAACGAGAUGUUGAAAGACAAAAUUUCAUUGCUGUUCGAAAAUUAAAUGCUGCUGAUAAUAUGGAAUCAAAGACACCUUGGCGAUAUUUAGAUGAUAGCUUGUUAGUUGACUUACCAGAAGAGCUUGGUAAAGAAAAAAUGGAACAUGGUAGUGGCAGUCAAGAAAAAAAGAAACAGACUCUUAGAGAACAAUCAGUUUUGCAAGCUAUUUACUUCACUAGAAAUAUGAUACCGGAUUCACCAGAAGAACCUGAUCAAAUGGAAAUAGUACCAUACUCUGAACCAUUAAACAUUCCUUUGGAAGACAUGUCGGGGGAUACAGCCCCUAUUUACAAUUAUGUUAGUAAUUCUUGGCCAGAAUCUAAAGGUGAUCAGCCUCCCAUUGUAGAGUUUCCUAUUGGAAUGAACAAUGUAAUGCCAAUGCCCAAUAUGAUGAUACCACAACCUCAAUUCCCAGUAUUUGGGGGCAAUCAAAUGAAUUGGGGUAUGCCACCUGAAAAUAUGAUGGGAAUGGGUCCUCCAGCAAACAAUAUGUACAUUCCUCCUAACCAGAUGAUGAUGAAUAAUCAGAUGUUUAUGGGCGAUCAGAUGCCACAACAGCCUCAACCUCUAUCACUGCAACAGCAACCACCACCACCACUACAACAACCACAACAACAACAACAACAACAACAACAACAACAACAUCAUCCUCCACCUGUUCAAGAAGACCAAUGGAUGGGUCCACCUGGGCCUCCAAUGCAACACGAUCAACAUUGGAGCCAACAACAACCUAACAACGGCCCACCACAUUUUGAAAGAGGCGGUGGCGGCCGUGGUCACACUAGAUGGGACAAUCCUAGGGGUGGUAAUUACGACUCGUAUCGAGGAAAAAUGAACCGUAAUAAUCAACGAGGUAAUAGAGGAGGUCCAUACAAUCGGAGAGGCGGUCAUCCAGGCAAUGGAAGAGUAGGUGGUCGAUUAUGUAAAUAUUAUGCAAAACAAGGUUUCUGUAAAACUUCAAACUGUGCCUUUCUACAUUCAAAAUGUUAAUGUAAUUUUUUUUUCUUUUGUCGUGAAAUAAGACUGAAUAAAAUUUAAGAUCUGUAGUAAUAGUUCCCUCGCCCUCUAUUCUUGAUACUUCAAAUGACAAGCGAUAUUGUAUAUAAAAUUAUAAAUAUUAUGUAUAAUUGUA